UGCGCCCAUGAACACGUUGUGAUGUAUGCCAACUGUUAAUUUUUUCGAGAAAGAAAUGGUAAUCGUAAUAUGAAGGUCACAUUGAGGCUGUUUUUCACGCCUUCACAGUAUCGACUUCAAGAGUAAAAGUAAAAGACAGACAAGCUGUUUUAGAUAAGUCUUUCAAAAUGCCAGUCAGGGUGAAACACAAAUUUCAUCCCUUGCCAACAGUGAGAGACCUUAUAAAGAUGUAUAAAAUUAGAGCAGAGAAACAACUAGCACAGAAUUUUCUCCUUUGUACUAAAACAAACAGAAGAAUCGUAAAUGCAGCUGGUAAAAUCAAGAAUAACUACAUAUUUGAGGUUGGCCCUGGACCUGGUGGCAUUACUCGUGCCAUUUUGGAGAAGAAUGUUUUAGGUCUAACUGUUGUUGAGAAGGAUAAACGCUUUCUGCCAGGCUUAGAGUUAAUUAAAGACACAGCCAAACACACAGAGAUGGAAAUUUUCAUUGGAGAUAUCCUUUCAUUCAAUAUGAACCAAAGGUUCCCAGAUGAAUUAAAAGAACAGUGGGAAGAUGGUCUACCUAAGAUUAAAAUACUGGGGAACUUGCCAUUUAACAUAUCAACUGGACUUAUUUUAAAAUGGCUGGAAGAUAUUUCUAAUCAGAAUGGUGCAUGGAGCUAUGGGAGAGUUCCAUUAACAUUGACAUUUCAAAAAGAAGUUGCUCAAAGACUAGCAGCCCCAAUAAACUCCAAGUUCAGGAGCAGGUUAUCAGUGAUGUCACAGUAUCUCUGUGAUGUCAAUCAUGUUUAUAAUAUUCCAGCUGAGAAGUUUAGACCAAAGCCAGAAGUUGAUGCAGGUGUUGUAAAUUUUGUCCCAAAAGUGGAACCAUUGAUCAAGCAGCCAUAUCCAUUGGUUGAAAAAGUAGUUAGACAUGUGUUUCAUUAUCGCCAAAAGAGGUGCCAGAAAAGUAUAUCGACACUAUUUCCACCAGACCAAACAGCGGAGUAUACACAAGAAAUGAUCCGAGCUGCAGAGAUUGAUGACAGAGCCAGACCUUUUCAACUUGCUAUUGAACAGUAUGCACAGUUGUGUGAGAAGUACAGUGAGAUAUGCCAGCAUGAUCCACUGUUGCGGGACUAUGACUACAGGUCACCCAGCAGUGCUGCAAUGAGACGGGAAUUUAGGCACAGGAAACGGGAAGAAAUGCUUGGAGUAAGGGAUGAGCAGGCAUCAACACAAGAACAGCACCUAUAGCUUUUCAUUUGGAACUUUUUUUCAUGCAAUGACAAAUUUGAGUGCCUAAGUGUGAUUUAAAAAGAUUUAUGUUUUAGUGAUUCAUGAUCUUUCUUGAAACAAGACUCUCUUGCUUAACUCCACCUUUAUGUUCAAUAAAAUGCAAAGAAUUCCCUUUUUCAAAGGAAGUCAACAUCGAUUGUUUAGAUAUAAAAAUAAUCCACUAAGGCUGGUUUUUGCACUCAAAAAUUAUUUUGGUUCUUUGAAUCAUCCCUGUAGGUUGAAGAAUAAAUAAUAUUUUUCAUUACAUUGUGUUAAAGACAGGAAAUGGCAAAGGAGACAGAGCAGAAAGACGAGGUGCUUGGUUUAAGUUCAGACAAACUGCCUGUCCAUAAAAUAAAAUAAACUAUCCAUGAAAUUCAAUAAUGUCAAUUUAACUUUUAAGCUAUUUAUUUUGCCCACAUAAAAAUGGUCAUUAACAGUUAAAUAUCAUCUGUUCCCGAAUUCAUCUUUUAAAUUAUUUUAUACAUUAAUAUAGCUAUUCUGGAAACAAAAGUAAAAAUAAACCUCCAGUUUGGAGGAAAGCAAAUAGUUGAAACAAAAAGAACUUCCCUUGAGCACCCAGUGGUAAAACUAUCUAUACAUUAAUAUCUUGACAUUAUUAGACCUUUUAUAAUAGUACUUUAACAGCAGUUAUGUGAACACUACAAAGUAGCA
Messenger RNA from Lingula anatina, 1931 nucleotides. RefSeq names its product mitochondrial dimethyladenosine transferase 1-like. Gene Ontology annotation, cellular component: mitochondrial matrix. NCBI's taxonomy places the organism in Eukaryota, Metazoa, Brachiopoda, Lingulata, Lingulida, Lingulidae. Gene Ontology annotation, biological process: rRNA methylation; transcription initiation at mitochondrial promoter. The record is from RefSeq and is a predicted model, not a curated record. Gene Ontology annotation, molecular function: rRNA (adenine-N6,N6-)-dimethyltransferase activity; mitochondrial transcription factor activity.